UUGUGUCUGGAGUCUAUAGCUUCCCAGCUGAGGAGGAGGGAAUGAGGCAGGGUUGAGGACGGGACAUUACUGCAGCCUGCACGAUGAGGAGCCGCAGUAACUCUGGGGUGCGGCUGGACUACUACUACCGCAUUGUGCACCGGACCAUCCUACAGCACCAGCACCCAGUGACGGGACUCCUGCCGGCAAGCUCCAACAACGACCAUGCCUGGGUGCGUGACAACAUCUACUCCAUCCUGGCCGUGUGGGGUCUGGCCAUGGCCUACAAGAAGAAUGCUGACCUGGAUGAGGACCGGGCCAAGACUUACGAGCUGGAGCAGAGCUGCGUGAAGCUGAUGCGAGGGCUCCUGACAUGCAUGAUCCAGCAGAAGGAGAAGGUGGAGAUGUUCAAGCACACUCAGGCGCCCUUGGAUGCUCUCCACGCCAAGUACUCCUCCACCACCGGCCAGAUUGUGGUGCGGGACAAUGAGUGGGGACACCUGCAAAUUGAUGCCACCUCUCUCUUCCUGCUGGUUUUAGCCCAGAUGACAGCCUCAGGACUGCAGAUAAUUUUCAACCUGGAUGAGGUCUCCUUUAUUCAGAACCUGGUCUUCUACAUUGAGUCGGCAUACUGUGUGCCUGACUAUGGAAUCUGGGAGCGUGGAGACAAGACUAACCACGGCCUGCCAGAGCUGAAUGCCUCCAGCAUUGGCAUGGCCAAGGCUGCCCUGGAGGCCAUGAAUGAGCUGGACCUGUUUGGGGCGAGGGGCGGCCCCACCAGCGUGAUCCAUGUGCUGGCGGAUGAGGCACAGAAAUGCCAGGCUGUGCUGCAGUCCAUGCUGCCAAGAGAGAGUAACAGCAAGGAGGUGGACAGCAGCUUGAUGGCGGUGAUCAGUUUCCCCGCCUUUGCCGUGGACGACCCACUGCUCAUCAAGACCACACGUCACACCAUCCAGAGCAAAUUGGAGGGACCCUACGGCUGCAAGAGGUUCCUUCGUGAUGGGUACAAGACUGCCAAGGAGGCACUCUCUCUGUGGGAUGGGUUCAAGACUACCAACGAGGACCCAACACGACUGUACUACGAGCCUUGGGAGCUGAAGGUGUUUGAGAAAAUUGAGUGUGAGUGGCCGCUCUUCUUCUGCUACUUCAUCCUGGACCACUGCUUCCAGGGCAAUGAGAAUGCCAUCAAGGAGUAUUCAGACAGGCUGGAAAAGCUGCUGGUCACCACAGAGGAUGGGCUGAGGCUGGUGCCAGAGAUCUACUCAGUGCCAGGAGACAAGGUGGAGGAGGAGUACAAGAAACCCGGAUCACAGCAGCGGGAGGUGGUGGGCAAACUUCCCUUCAAGUGGGCACAGAGCCUCUACAUUGUGGGGCGCCUCCUGCAGGAUAACUUCCUGGCCUGUGGUGAGCUGGACCCUCUCAACCGACGCUUGGGCUCAGAGAAGAAGCCAGACGUGGUGGUGCAGGUGGUGGUGCUGGCUGAGGACUCCUCCAUCCAAGCCAAGCUGAGUGCACUGGACAUCCACGUGCAGACCAUUGGUGAGGUGGCCCCCAUCGAGGUGCAGCCAGCCAGGGUGCUCUCCAAGCUGUACGCACACCUGGGACGCAACCAGAAGCUGGGAUUGUCUGGUCGUCAGAGUCGUGAUGUCGGCAUUCUGUCCACCAGCAAGCUGUACUCCCUCCAGGACAGGAUCUUUGCCUUCACUCCACAGUUUGCUGACCGGGAGCGCUUCUUCAUCGCCUCAGACUUGGACCUGCUGCUAGAUAUUUUCAAAUCAGAGCUCAACUUCUUGCAGUGCACUUGGAAAAAUAUGUUGGGAAGGCCCAUUGUUACCCUGGAGGUUAAUAAGGGUUUCCUAGAAGACGGCAAGAUCCCUCCAGCCAUGAUCUCCACCCUCAAGAAGCUGAACAGUGGCUACAUCAAUGGCACACGAGUGUCCUUGGGGAAGAUGCAGGAGUUCCUCAACACGUCCUGCAUCACCAGCCUCAACUUCCUUAAUGACACCGAGGCAGGAUUCCCAGACAGCCUGAAGGGUGACGUGAAAGAGUACCUGGAGAAGCAGAUGCGAGGCACACUGAGCUGGCGGAGAUCGGAUUUGGUGCGCAUGUCCAACAGAUUCCCAUUCUGCCUAGGAGACCAGAAUUACCCCCAGUUCAGGUUCAGCCAGAGGACAUCCCGUGACAGGGAUGACCCAGUGAGGCGCAAGAUUUCUGGCAUGCUGAGGGGAACCAUCCGCAAGUCCCGCUCUCUCUUCGUGGACGAUGACAGAGCAGAUGGACUCUUCACUUACCGGAAGGAGCCUCUAAUAAGAGUGGCAGUGCGGCAGCUCCUCAGGUUCCACUCGGAAGAGGCGCCGCCCAUCGUGUCACGCCGGAGCUCCGUGGUCACCUCCCCCACCUCGGACAUCGGCAUGCCCAUCCUGGAGGUGUCCGUGCCGCCUACCCCCACCCGCGUCACCCCGCCCCUCUCCUCUCACUCCCGGUCCCGCUCCCGCUCCCCCAUCCCCUGAGAAGGAUGCCGAGCUGUGGGAGUCCAUGGUGCGGCACAGGGUGGCAUCUGAUGCAGUGUAUGAGAACGUGGACUUGGAGGAGCUCAUGAUGCAGCUACGAGAGGCAGAGAACCUGGAGGAGCAGGGUGACAUCCUCCACUAUCUG
Scylla paramamosain (green mud crab) is the source of this 2634-nucleotide messenger RNA. RefSeq names its product probable phosphorylase b kinase regulatory subunit alpha. Gene Ontology annotation, cellular component: phosphorylase kinase complex. NCBI's taxonomy places the organism in Eukaryota, Metazoa, Arthropoda, Malacostraca, Decapoda, Portunidae. Gene Ontology annotation, biological process: glycogen metabolic process. The transcript has 20 exons. The coding region runs from base 84 to 2489 and encodes 801 amino acids. The record is from RefSeq and is a predicted model, not a curated record. Gene Ontology annotation, molecular function: calmodulin binding.